This is a messenger RNA of Schistosoma turkestanicum, 1990 nucleotides long. Lineage: Eukaryota; Metazoa; Platyhelminthes; Trematoda; Strigeidida; Schistosomatidae. The record is from the annotation of a GenBank genome assembly.
CUUUGACUCACAGGCGCGUAUAUUGUAUUUUCAUUCAACAAUAUGAUUAACGUAGAUUUGAGUGUAGCGGCUGCAUUACGGAAGUCUGGUGGCAUAAUUAGUCUUAUGCCGAUGGGAGAUUCUAUUCACUUUGGAACUAAUAUUAAACAAGAACCUUUCACUUUGUUAACUUUGACGGAUGAUCAGCGUUUCGCCAUUGAAAGGGCAAAGAAGUAUGCUUUAGAGCAAAGUAUUCAAAAUGCACUCAGCAAGCAAGCAGCACAGUUGCAUCAACAGGUACCUAUUAGUCAAAAUUUUCCUCACCUUCAAGGACUUAAACACAAUUAAAAGAAAUCAGGCACUCAUUCUUUUGAGUCGAAUAUAUGUUGGGUCAAUCAGUUUUGAAAUCGGAGAAGAAGAAAUUAGAAAAACGUUUUCACCCUUUGGACCGAUCAAGUCUGUCGCUCUUAGCUGGGAUACGGUUCUCCAAAAGCACAAAGGGUUUGCUUUUGUUGAAUUCGAGGUCCCAGAAGCAGCUUCCUUGGCAUUGGAUCAAAUGAAUGGGUACACUUUAGCUGGCAGGAACCUAAAGGUCGGGCGACCAAGCAAUGCUCCUCAGACUGCUGCCUUAGAAGCCGAACUACGUGCCGAAGUCAGUACUAAACCUCGUGUAUACAUUGCUUCAGUCCAUCCAGAGUUAACGGAGUCCGAUAUUCAAACUGUAUUCGAGGCAUUUGGAAAAGUAAAUAGCUGCAGCUUGUAUCCAGAUCCUAAAUGUUCUGGUCGACAUCGGGGGUUCGGUUACAUUGAUUUCGAAUCAGAAGAAGCUGCUAUUGCGGCUGUUUCAAGCAUGAAUUGUUUCGACCUGGCAGGACAACAACUUCGUGUCGGACGCGCAAUUACUCCCAAAGGAGUCCCUCUCCCAUUUGAACUUAAUGCAAACAAAGGUUUAAAUACCAUUUCAACUAACCCAAUAUCUACUUCGGCUGUCGCGUUUGCAGCUGCAUCAAUUUCUGCUAGAGUUAUGACACUUUCCGCCGAGGAAAUGAGUUCAAAUAGUCUUAGUGGAACUAAUCGCCCUACAACCUCCACUGGAUUUUCUGGCCCUCCUGCAGCUGCACAAAAUCUUCCGCCCCCUGGUGUAUUUAUUCCUACCGCUGUGGGAGAUGUUGUACCGGCAGCAUCAGAAGAAAAGCAAAUAGAUGAUGUCAUUUCUGUCACAACUGCAUCUGUUUGGGACGACGAUGACGAUUCAGCGAUCCCGGUCCCAACUGCUUCAGAGGAAGUCCCUGAGAUUCCUACUGAAAAUCAAAUUGGGGAGCAUACUGAAGUAACUGCUCAGUUAAAUGAUGUCGAAGACUCUCAAGACGUAUUUACUAUUAGUAUGUCAAGGGUUUUAUUACUCGAGAAUAUGGUGGGUGUUAAUGAAGUAGAUGAUGAACUGAAGGAGGAAGUAAUGGAGGAGUGCGGGAAUUACGGUUCUGUCCUACGUGUUUUGAUUCAUAUAAUGACAAGUCAGGAUGUCCGCAUCUUUAUUCAGUUCGACCGAUCGGAUGACGCUAAAGCUGCGUGCUGUGCCCUAAAUCAACGUUAUUUUGCUGGUCGUGUUGUCCAAGCUCGGUUAUAUGAUGAAGAGAGGUUCCAAUUACAUGAAUUGGAUGACUAGGAGUAUUUUAACUUAUUUUGUUAAUCGUAUUUUAUUCGGGUCACGAUGCCAGUAUUUCUUACAGCUAUGUAUGCAUAUUUACGAUGUUUAUUUUGUUUGUUAGAAUUAUUGUAUACUUUCUUACCUCUACCAUCUGUAUAUACAUAAAGCAGUGUUUAAUUUCAUAUUAAACAUGCUGCCAGUUAGUUUCCUUUCUGCCGUUUUUGGAUUUAUAUUUAAGCUAUAUUCCCAGUUGUUACGCCCAAACUAACGAUCAUUUUUCAUGUGUAAACUUUCUAACGAAUACAUUAGUAAAAUAUCUAUUUAAUAUACUUGAGAGUUCAGUCAUGUUUCAUAUUAUUCAAG